AAGCAAGCCACUCGAGCAUACCCAGCGCCGCAGACACUAACCCUCACGCCCAGUUGGAGCACAUCGACAGUCCAGCCAGCGUUGACCCGUGGGUCAGUCGUUAUAUUGCACUGACAAUCCCAUCACCAGUCUUUCCAGCUGACCAUUGCACCUGCGCCUGUCAACAGCGCAUCGACAUGUCUGACAUUCAGUCCCCCAACCCGGGCUUUGUGCCCGAGUCCUGGAGUUUGUAUGGCGUCGGCGCCUUCUUCGGACUUCUUCGACUAUAUGCCAAGUUACGGAGGGUGGGCUGGCGAAAACUCCAACUCGACGAUGGCUUCAUCGCCUUCGGGUUGGUCUCCUACACCAUGCUCUGUGUCUCGUUCAAUCAAAUGGCAACCGGCGCAGGUUCCAAUCUGAUGACGCCCGAGGAAGAAGCCCAACUCACUCCAGAGAUCAUUGCGGACAGGAUCCGAGGCAGUAAAUGGGUCUUCGUCUCGGAGCAUGCCAUGCUCUUGACUAUCUGGAGCAUGAAAGCUGCAAUGUUGACCCUUUAUGCCAGAGUCACCGAGGGAUUAAGAGUGCGUAAGCUCCUCAACGCACUCAUUGUAUGGACUAUAUGCGCCUUUCUCGGUGAUGUACUUGCCUUGUUUCUCAUCUGUCGACCUCUAUCGCAAUAUUGGGCGGUCCCACCGAACAACCCACAAUGCUCUACAUACGAAUACUUUCAGAUCGUGAACGCCGUCUUCAACAUCUCCACCGACGUCUUCAUUCUAGCUAUUGGAAUUCCGCCUGUCAUGAAAGCCCGACUGUCAGUGCAACAGAAGUUGGUGCUGGGUGUCAUCUUUGGUAUGGGUACCUUUGUGAUCGUGGCCGCCGUCCUCCGCGCCAUUUACUGCUUGGUGCCAUCACUUGUGUCCUACGUCUACAUGAAUUGGUAUUUCCGCGAAGCAUCGGUGGCCAUCUAUGUGACCAUCCUCCCUGGUCUCUGGGUCUUCUUCCGAGAGAUCUUUCCCAUCCUUUCCAAGUUUGGUACCAGCCGCAAAGGCACGAAAGCAACCUCGGGCGACAAUCACACUGCGAAUUGGCGAGGGCAACCUCUGGCCAAGAAAAGCCACAACACCUUUGACCAUGGCUCGAAUCGCCACAAUCUCGGCUCGUCCAAAGAUUUCGACCUCGACCUCGACCUUGACACCUACCCAAUCAGCAAGUCCGUCGUCACCGGCUCUGAGCACGAACUCGAGCGCGGACGGUCCAUGUCCGAAGCCCACAAUGGCGAUACGUCGUCGACAAGUUCCAGAGGGUUCGACCAGGCCGCCAACGAAAUCAGGCGCGAUGUCACCUUCACAGUCGAGAGAGUUCCCAUGGAGAAACCGUGAGAAUUUGAUCAACUUUGAAAUAGAAUACUGUGCGUUUACACUGGCAUCGAGUUUGUACGAUAUUAUGAAUAAAUAUGCAGCGAGUACAGCAAGCAUCAAGCUCUUUACAGGCUCUCGAACAUACCACCUCCCUUGCACAAGGAACCGUUGUACCGAAGUGGUCUCCC
Exophiala mesophila is the source of this 1525-nucleotide messenger RNA. RefSeq lists its product as uncharacterized. The transcript has 4 exons. Lineage: Eukaryota; Fungi; Ascomycota; Eurotiomycetes; Chaetothyriales; Herpotrichiellaceae. The record is from RefSeq and is a predicted model, not a curated record. The coding region runs from base 177 to 1358 and encodes 393 amino acids.